AUGGUCAUGGUUUAUGUGGACGAUAUCAUCAUCACUGGGAGUUCUCAAUUGUUCAUUGCUAACCUUAUCAAGAGUCUCAACACAAAGUUUGCACUCAAGGAUCUAGGUCAGCUGGACUAUUUCAUAUGGAUUGAGGUUACUCACUUAUCCAAUGGUUAUUUACUUCUCUCUCAAACAAAAUAUGUGAGUGACUUGAUUGCAAAAGUGAAUAUGUCUACAGCUAAUGGAAUGCCUACUCCCAUGGCCUCUAGAAAUAAACUAUCAAAAAUUGGUUAUGACAUGGUUUCAUAUCCAACUCAGUUUCGAUCUAUUGUUGGUGCCCUUCAAUAUGAUACCUUGACUAGGGUUGAGUUAUCUUUUUUUGUCAACAAAAUGUGUCAGUUUUUGUCCAAUCCUUUGGAGGAGUAUUGGAAAAUCGUGAAAAGAAUCCUUAGGUAUUUAAGCGGCACAUUUCAUUAUGGAUUACUCCUUCAACCUGCUCCUAGGCAUCAACCCUUGUCCCUUAUAGGCUUUUGUGAUGCUGACCCCGAUAAUAGGAGGUCCACCUCAGGAGCUUGUGUGUUUGUAGGUCCUAAUAUUAUAUCUUGA
This is a messenger RNA of Lathyrus oleraceus (garden pea), 588 nucleotides long. RefSeq lists its product as uncharacterized. NCBI's taxonomy places the organism in Eukaryota, Viridiplantae, Streptophyta, Magnoliopsida, Fabales, Fabaceae. The record is from RefSeq and is a predicted model, not a curated record. The transcript has a single exon. The coding region runs from base 1 to 588 and encodes 195 amino acids.